AUGGAUGCUAAAACAGAGUCAGAGUCUAUCUAUGAAUCCUGGGAGAGGUUCAAGACACUCUUGAGGAAAUGUCCACAACAUGGAAUAGAAGUGUGGAAUCAAGCAGCAAUAUUCCUCCAAGGGUUGACAACCAACACUAGGACAUUGGUGAAUGCCACAGCAGGUGGUUCAUUGACAACCAAGACCCCUCAGGAAGCCCUUGAAAUCUUUGAGUCCCUAGCAUCUCAGGUGUUUGACAAUGCUCCGGUGAAUGACAGAAGAACUGGAAUUAUUAAAUUGGAUGGCUAUGAUGCUUCGUUAGCCAAGAAUGAUCAGAUGCAGCAACUUUCUUCUCAGAAGGGUGCUUCUGUGGACACUGAUUCUGUGUGUGCCAUUUGUGGGAAAAGCCAUGUUACUGAUGAUUGUGAUUAUGGAAGAUCUGCUGGACAAAUAGAAGUAAAUGGAGUAUGGUAUGACCACAACAACCAGAGGAACCAUAACAACCAGGGGAGAAAUGUCUAUGUUCCACCAUGGAAGAAUAAGAAUCAACAUCUAGGGUUCAGUUACAGUUCCAACCAUCAGUUGAAUCCUCCACUACAUCCUCCUCCAACACACUCAUCACAACAAAGUGAUACUGCUGCAUGGGAGAAAGGUUUUGCCCAGUUAUCAAAGACUACUCAAGAUUACAUUCAGGGGUCAAAUUCCUUCAGGGAAGAGACUUCUGCUUUCACGCAAGAGACCAAGACAACAUUCAGAAACCAGGAAGCAUCCAUCCAGAAUUUAGAAACACAGAUUGGUCAGUUGUCUAGACAGAUAGCUGAGAGGCCACAAGGAAAGUUCCCUAGUGAUACUAUGGUGAAUCCAAAGGAGCACUGCAAGUCCAUUAUUCCAAUAAGUGGGCUUGCGCUUCAACCGGUGAACAAGAAAGUGGAUGAGAAGAAAGUGGGAGAAAAAAAAGUGAGGUGGAAGUUGUUGUUGAGGAUGUUGUGGUUGAAAAUGAUAGAGAAGAGGAAGUUGAGGAAAAGAAGAAAGAAGAAGAGGUUUCUGGAUAUUUUUAAGAAGUUGCAUAUUAACAUUCCAUUUGCUGAGGCCUUGGAGAACAUGCCUCACUAUGUCAAAUUCAUGAAGGAUCUUCUGUCUAAGAAGAGGAAAUUGAAGGAUGGUGAGAUAGUGGCCUUAACAGAAGAGUGUAGUCCCCUGAUCCAACAGAAGCUCCCUCCAAAGUUGAAAGACCCAGGAAGUUUCAGCAUCCCUAUUGCCAUUGGAGAUGUGGAAGUAGGGAAGACACUCUGUGAUUUGGGGGCCAGCAUUAACUUGAUGCCAUUGACUGUAUGUAGAGCUUUGGGAAUCAACACAUUGAAGGACACAAAUCUUAUUCUGCAUCUUGCAGAUAGAUCCAUCAAGAGACAGGAAGGUGUGGUAGAAGAUGUUCUGAUUAAGGUGGAUAAAUUCAUUUUUCCAGUGGACUUUGUGAUACUAGAUAUGGAAGAAGAAGAUAUUGAAAGCCCUUUACUUUUAGGGAGGCCAUUCUUAGAAACUUCUAGAUCCCUAAUUGAUGUAGAACAAAGGAAUCUAAUGCUAAGGGUGAAUAAAGAGACAGUUACAAUUGAUGUGUUUGAAGCCAUUAAACAUCCUGUUGAUGUGGAGGAUUGUAUUAGUUAG
Gastrolobium bilobum is the source of this 1641-nucleotide messenger RNA. RefSeq lists its product as uncharacterized. The record is from RefSeq and is a predicted model, not a curated record. The transcript is spliced from 4 exons. NCBI's taxonomy places the organism in Eukaryota, Viridiplantae, Streptophyta, Magnoliopsida, Fabales, Fabaceae. The coding region runs from base 1 to 1641 and encodes 546 amino acids.